ACUCGCUGACGUGGCAUUUAAACCUUAAACUCUCCAUUCCUCCAACGUUGUCCCCAACCACAUCACCACCACCACCAUCAUUCCCCUCCCUCCCUCCCUCUUCACACACACAGAACCCCGUAAAGGUAAAGCCAUUCCCCAACCCACCCCGCCCCGGCCCGCCCCCCACAAUAAGAGAAAAGAACACUCAGUUAUUCACUUGGUGAGUGUACGUGUCAGAUCUCCUAAUUAAUUAUUUCCCCCAGCUCGCCGGGGGGGCCUUUGUUGUUUUCUUUCUUGAUUCGUGUUCAUAUGUAGAGAGAGAGAGAGAGAGAGAGAGAGAGGCGGAGAACAGAGAGAAAAAAAUAAUGUUUGAAGUGAAGGAUCCCAAGAUAAAGCUUUUUGGUAAAACCAUUGAGCUGCCGGAGACUUGUGCAGCGGCGGUGGAAAUUGGUGAAGCAGCUCAGUCUUGUGAUGCUGCAGGAGAGGAUAGCUCAAACCAAGACCCCUCCUGUUCAUCUGAUUCUAUGAUUGAUAAUAGCAAUUUGAAUGGAGAUGCAGAGGACCACGAAUCACACAAGUGUCAAUCAGUACCCAAACAAAACGAUGGAAAAGAGGAAGAUGUAGCCCACCCUUCGACAUCAAAUGAAUUAAAAGAAGACGCGACUCCAGCAGCAGAUGAGGAUUCAAAGGCACUGUCUGCUGAUAGUGAUGCUAGAGCAGUGCAAACCUCAAAGACUGAGGAUGACCAGAUCGAGACGGGUAACUCACAGGAGAAAACCCUUAAGAAGCCAGACAAGAUACUUCCAUGUCCUCGCUGCAAUAGCAUGGAAACAAAGUUUUGUUAUUUUAACAAUUACAACGUCAACCAGCCCAGACAUUUCUGCAAAAAAUGCCAGAGGUACUGGACGGCUGGUGGGACCAUGAGGAAUGUUCCUGUAGGUGCCGGUCGGCGCAAGAACAAGAGUUCUGCUUCUCAAUUCUGCCAUCUAACCGUUCCAGAAUCUCUUCAAAGUGCACGAGUUGAUCUACCGAAUGGAGUUCACCACCCUGUUCUGAACCCAAACGGCACCAUCCUUGCCUUUAGUUCAGAUGCACCUCUAUGUGAAUCAAUGGUGUCUGUUUUGGAUAUUGCUGAUAAAACACUUAGAGAUGGAGCAAGAAAUGGGUUCCAGAAACCUGCAGAGAACGGAGAUGAUCAGUCAAGUGGAUCCUCCACCACUGCGAGUUCAAAGGACAAGGUAGGUCAAAUCGGGUUGCCAGAACUAAUACCAAAUCAUCACCCGUUUCCUCCACAGGUACCCUGUUUCCCAGGAGCCCCAUGGCCUUACCCAUGGCCUUCUGUUCAGUGGAGCUCUCUGGUAUCUGCACCUGCUUUCGGGCCCGCUAGCUUUCCUCUGCCGUUCUACUCCACAGCACCACCUUACUGGGGUUGUGCUGUUCCCGGUGCUUGGAAUGUUCCUUGGGUCAUACCACCAGCACCAACUUCUUCACAGAGCCACAGUUCUCCAAGUUCCAGCCCCAAUUCCCCGACUCUGGGGAAGCAUUCAAGAGACGACAACAUCUUGAAGCCGGCCAACUCAGAGGAAGAGACGAGAAAAGAAAGCAACUCUGAGAAGUGUCUGUGGGUUCCAAAAACAUUGAGAAUCGAUGACCCUGGAGAAGCUGCCAAGAGUUCCAUAUGGGCAACAUUAGGUAUAAAGAACGACAGAGUUGAUCCUGUUGGUGGAGGUGGGCUUUUCAAGGCCUUUGGCAGCCAAUCGAAGGGCGACUGUAAGGCUCAGGCCCCAGAAACGUCCACGGUAUUACAAGCCAAUCCAGCAGCAUUGUCCCGGUCAUUGAGCUUCCAUGAGAGCUCGUAAUUCCUUCUGCUUCUAAUGCUACGGACCAAAGUGGUCGGUUUUCAGGGUAUGUUACCUUAAUUUCUUGUCAAGAUGUGAUUAGUGGAAAUAGCAACUAUAAAAUAGGUGGUCUUUGGUAGGACAUAGAUGGUUUUUUUGGCUUCUUUAGUUCUUGUACAUAAAACAUUAUGAAAAUUCUGAGAGGUGGAAGAGAGUGAGAUUUCUGUUUGUAUAUCCCAAGUCCACAUGCAGCAAAAUAAGUUGGGAGUAGACUUUCUCUGUAUCAUUAUUUCCGCUUAUUUUGGACAUCUGAAUAUUAGAUUGUGAUUAUACCA
Molecule: messenger RNA, 2155 nt
Organism: Sesamum indicum (sesame)
Lineage: Eukaryota; Viridiplantae; Streptophyta; Magnoliopsida; Lamiales; Pedaliaceae
Product: cyclic dof factor 2
Biological process (GO): regulation of DNA-templated transcription
Molecular function (GO): DNA binding; DNA-binding transcription factor activity
Source: RefSeq, a predicted model, not a curated record